This is a messenger RNA of Ascochyta rabiei, 1665 nucleotides long. RefSeq lists its product as uncharacterized. The record is from RefSeq and is a predicted model, not a curated record. The transcript is spliced from 3 exons. Bases 1 to 1665 code for a protein of 554 amino acids. Lineage: Eukaryota; Fungi; Ascomycota; Dothideomycetes; Pleosporales; Didymellaceae. Gene Ontology annotation, molecular function: monooxygenase activity; oxidoreductase activity, acting on paired donors, with incorporation or reduction of molecular oxygen; heme binding.
AUGUUGUCACAAUCAUUCUACCUACUUGGAGAAACACCAGCGUCCGCAAGGACCAUUGAAGCCGAUGAGAAUGCCUCUUUGGACGACUUGAAGGACUUGAUUGCAUCGCACUUUGCGAUUGUCGUUGCUGAUGGGGUUGGCUUCACUCAUGGUGAUAAAGUCCUAUUGAACGUCCAGGAAAUCCUGUCUUUCGAAGAAUCUAUUGCAAUCUCAGUAGAUGGACAUGCAGUUCGCGACGUGCCUGGACCGAAGGGUCUUCCGUACAUUGGCAACUUUUUUGAAGUCUUCCCAGACCAUCUCGGCAAUCACCAACGUCUUUUCGAGAAGUAUGGGCCAAUCUUCCAGACUACCAACAUGGGUGGAACCAUCUACCAUUCGAACGACCCAGACAUCGCUGCCAUUGCAUUCGCCGAGUCGGACUUCUUCACAAAGAAGAUCAACGAAUCGCAUCCCCUAUACGGCAUCAAGACACCAGAGGCAGGUGUCUUCCUUGGUGACACAGAUACGCCGGAAUGGAAAAUUACGCACAAGUUCCUUCCUCCUGCCCUUGGCCCCAGAGCGGUCCGACACUACGCUCCCACCAUGCAAAAGACUAUUGAGGACGCCUUUAAAGUUUUUGACGAGCUCGACUCGAUUGGCCAAUCGUGGAACGUAUACAUUUACAUGCUAAAGCUUGGCUCACAGGCUGUAGCAAAACUCACUCUGGGCAUGGACAUGGAUCACUUCGCACACAAGGAUGCUCCUGUGCAUGAGAUUGUACACCUCAUCGCUGAAACAUUGCACCUGAAUAAGAAGGUCACCUCUUACGGUAGCUGGUAUGCCAAUCUGCCUUUCGGUGAUCCCAAAUUAUUGCGAACAAAGAAGGCUCGUAUGGAGGUCUUGAUGGAAGAGCAGAUUGCGAAGGCCCAGAGCGGUGGUGUUGAAGAUUUGCCAUUGCAGGAGGCCGCCGAACGAGCAGCAAACAUGGUCGAUUAUGCAGUCCGUGCUACGGACAACAAGGGCGAGAAACUGCCUAAGACAAGUUUCAAGGAAGCCCUUGUUGUCGCCACAGGCGCCGGAUUUACCACAACCUCGUCACUUCUUUCAUGGUUGAUCUACGGCCUCGUCACAUACCCUGGGGUUCAAGAGAAGCUCUUGCAAGAGUUGGUAGACAACGAUUUUAGCGAUGAAAUGGAGAUCACCUCCGAUUUCACAGACAAGCUUGUGUAUCUGGACCGCUUUAUCAAGGAGACACAACGCCGACACAACCCUUCAUUCCAGCCCGGACGAACCGCGAAGGUCGACUUGGUCCUUCCCGGUGGUUACAAGCUACCCAAGGAAUCUGUCAUCAUCCCUGCUCUUCACCAUAUUCACAACAACCCCGCAUUAUGGGACAACCCGGCGAAAUUUGACCCUGACAGGUGGGACACACCCGAGGUGAAGAACCGCCACAAGGCUGCGUAUAUUCCUUUCGCAGCAGGCCCCCGCAUGUGCAUUGGAUUCAACUUUGCUCUGCAAGAGAUCAAGAUCUUCUUGCCUAAGUUGGUCUACCGGUACAAGUUCGUCAAGGAUGGCGACGACACUAUUGAGUAUGAUCCCAUGUUCCAGUUGAUCAGACCCACCAACUUGUUCGUACGAUCGGAGAAGCGGCUGAAGCUACCACCGAAGACUGAAGUCGAAGCAUAG